Molecule: messenger RNA, 1651 nt
Organism: Cuculus canorus (common cuckoo)
Lineage: Eukaryota; Metazoa; Chordata; Aves; Cuculiformes; Cuculidae
Gene: PDIA2
Product: protein disulfide isomerase family A member 2
Exons: 11
Coding region: 1-1617 (538 amino acids)
Biological process (GO): protein folding; response to endoplasmic reticulum stress
Cellular component (GO): endoplasmic reticulum
Molecular function (GO): protein disulfide isomerase activity
Source: RefSeq, a predicted model, not a curated record
AUGCGGGGCUGCGGGGGGCCGUGGGUUUGGCUGCUGGUGCUGUCGCUGGCCUGGCUGGAGCCGGCGGUGGGGGGCGAGGGGGAGGAUGGGGAAGAGGUGGCGGAGGAGGGGGAGGAUGAAGGUGAAGUGCUCUCAGAUGAGCUGGAGGAGGAGGAUGGUGUCCUGGUGCUCCAUGAGUACAACUUUGGCCGUGCCCUGAGCGAGCACCGGCUGCUGCUGGUGGAGUUCUACGCGCCGUGGUGUCACCACUGCCAGCGUCUGGCCCCCGCCUUCGCCCAGGCUGCCACCGCGCUGAGGAACGAGUCCAGCCCGGCGUGGCUGGGCAAAGUGGAUGCCACGGCGCGGACAGCCCUGGCCAACGAAUUCGGCAUCACCUCCUACCCCACGCUCAAGCUCUUCCGUGAUGGCAACCGCACCCACCCCAUCGCCUACACGGGACGCCUGGACACGGAGGGGAUUGUGCGCUGGCUGCGGCGUCGGGCCGGCCCCAGUGCCACGCUGCUGCAGGACACCGACACCGCCGACGCCUUUGUCAGCUCCCAGGACUUGGUGGUCAUCGGCUUCUUCAAGGACCUGGGAGGUGAAGCAGCCCAGGUGUUCUACGAGGUGGCCAGCGAGGUGGUGGAUGUGCCGUUCGGUGUGGCUGAGGCAGCCGAGCUCUUCCAGGCGUAUGGGCUAUCGGCCGACACCGUUGUCCUCUUCAAGAAGUUCGAUGAGGGACGGACAGAUUUCCCCGUGGACCCGGCGCAGGGGCUCGAUGCGGCUGAGCUCACCCGGCUGCUCCGCAUCCACAGCCUGGAGCUGGUGAUUGAGUUCACCAACGAGACCUUUGACCAGAUCUUUGGUGCCAAGAUCCCCCACCACAUGCUGCUCUUCCUCAACAAGUCAUCAUCGGCACAGCUGGCACUGCAGGACGGCUUCCGCACAGCUGCUGAUCCCUUCCGGGGCAAGGUGCUCUUUGUGGUGGUGGAUGUGGUUGGUUUCGGUGCUGCCGUCCUGUCCUUCUUCGGCAUGACCCCCGCUGAUGCCCCCACACUGCGCCUGGUCAAGAUGGAGAACAACCGCAAGUACCAGAUGGACCAGGAUGACUUCUCGGACACGGCCAUACGAACCUUUGUUCAGGCAGUGCUGGAUGGCAAGGUGAAGCCUCGCCUGCUGAGUGCGGAGCCCCCUGAGGACUGGGACACGCGGCCUGUUAAAGUCCUGGUGGGAAAGACCUUCGAGCAGGUGGCAUUCGACGAGACCAAGAAUGUCUUUGUCAAGUUCUACGCGCCGUGGUGCACCCACUGCCGGGCGAUGGCAGCCGCCUGGGAGGAGCUGGGCGAGCGCUAUAAGGACCACGAGGACAUCAUCAUCGCUGAGUUGGAUGCCACAGCCAACGAGAUAGAGAACAUCACCAUCCGCGGCUUCCCCACCUUGCACUACUUCCCCGCGGGGCCGGGCAGAAAGAUGGUUGAGUACAAGAGCCCCCGAGAUGUGGAGACCUUCUCCAAAUUCCUGGAAAACGGGGGGACGCUGCCCGAGGAGCCACCUGUGGUGCCCGACACCCCUGAGAACAGCACGGGCAAGGAGGAGCCAAGCUCGCCUGGGAUGGUGGAAUCCCGGGAUGAGCUGUGAGCCCCUUCCUGAUCAGGUGUGGGCUAUAAACCAC